UCAAAUUGUUCAAACUUGCAUCUUUCUUACAAUAUUCAAUUAUUCAUCAUAAUAAUUCAAUCACCAAAUUCCUCAAGAGUAAGCAACUAAUUGUCCUUUGUCCUUCCUGCAAUUCCCAAGAAACUAGUAAUGGUCAAGUAGCAAGCAAUCAAAGAACAACAUGGAAAAAUUUAUGCAGCAAACUGUAGCUGAUUUUUCAGACAAUACAGGUCUUCCAGACCACCUAAUAGUAAACCACAUCCUCCCAAAAUUACCGGUAAAACCUCUGAUUCGUUUUAAAUGUGUUUCAAAGUUGUGGCUUUCUACUAUUUCUAGUCCUAAAUUUGCAAAAUCUCACCUCAAUGUUUCCUCGUCUUUUCCCCUUCAAUUACUCCUUCUUACUGAUAAUCCAUUCAAGUCCAUGUUAUUACCUUAUGACGAGUUCAACAAUCUUAAAGAACCUGUUGAAAUGGAUUUAAAUCUUGAUGUGUGUGUACAGGAACACUUAUCAGACUGUGAGUUUGCUGGUUCUUGUAAUGGUUUAAUUUCCUUUUGUGGUAUAAAUUCAGAUGAUGUACAUUUCUUUUUUAUUUGCAAUCCUUCUCUGCCUCAACAACACCGCGAAAUCAUAUUUCCGAGUUCUGAAUACUCCCCUAAAGGUCAUUGGUUUGGUUUUAUACCAUCAAUUAAUGAGUACAAGAUAGUCGCGUUGUUGUUGUGUCAUGGUAAUAAUAACAAUGAAUCUUCGUUACAUUUUUAUGUGUUUUCAUUAAGCACUGGAAAAUGGAAAAGAAUAUACGAUCUUGAUGACUUUUUUACCGUCUAUGAAACAAUAAGCUGUGGUGAGACCGCGAUGAUUAAUGAUGUUCUGUAUUGGUCUCUCCGAUUUCCUGAUAGUACGGAUGGACCUAAACGCGUUAUUGGGUUUGAUUUAGUUAAUGAAAAAAUGAAACAAUUCCCUUGGAUGGAUUGGUUAAGUGACUACAGUUGUGCAGAGUUUUUCAUAAUGAAUGGGUGUUUGUCAUUACGAUGCAACCGGUCAAGCGAUGGUGUUUCUGAUGUUUGGACGUUGAAACAAUACGAUGACUGGAGUUCUUGGGAGAAAUUGUUUUCUAUCCAUGUUCCAGUCAUGAAUGUUUUAAGCAUCACUCCCACAGGCAAGUUUUUGAUACAACAAUAUUCCACGCACCAAAAUAUGAAACAGAUCAUGAUGAUUGACCCAAGUAAGGAUGAUCAAGAACAAAUCCAAGGGAAUACUUAUUGUCCUGGUGAAGUAAACAUUUGGGACGCGGUAACUUAUGUUGAGAGUCUUAUUUCGCCUUUUGAAACAAAUCAAGUCCACUAAUUAAUGGGGAAGUUAAGACUGAAGUUUGAUCAUAUGGUCAUUGUUUUAGUGUUAAUGUGGGUGGGCUAGCUAAUAGCUAUGUAUGUUUUAAUUCUUCUAUGUACGUAGUAUUAGGUUUUCUUCACAGUGUAAUGUUCUUGUUUUUUUUUUUUUUGAUAGUGAAAUGUUCUUCACUGUUCUUGUUCGAAUAUUUUUGGCUGGGUUUUCGGCUUUCUAUAAUUGUUGUAUUGCUUGUAUUUCAGAAACUAGUUUAGACUCAAAAUCUUUUGAUCGUAAACUACUACUAAGCAUGUAAGCAUUCACGCGCGGAGUAUGUCGAUCUUAAUUGUGCGACAGAAAGCCUUCUCAUCAAAUCAUUUCAUUGUAUUCUUGAUGCAGAUUGACAGGACGACUCAGGGUCUCUAAUGUUAUGUAACGUGAAUGCUUUUGAGACUUAAAUGGUUAGACCUCGAUUAGAUAUUUCUUUGUAAAAUUAAUGUAAGCAAAUUUCAUGGUGGUGGAUGGAAAUCGAUAGUGACA
Molecule: messenger RNA, 1843 nt
Organism: Spinacia oleracea (spinach)
Lineage: Eukaryota; Viridiplantae; Streptophyta; Magnoliopsida; Caryophyllales; Amaranthaceae
Product: F-box protein At4g22390-like
Exons: 1
Coding region: 161-1324 (387 amino acids)
Molecular function (GO): protein binding
Source: RefSeq, a predicted model, not a curated record